Gastrolobium bilobum is the source of this 774-nucleotide messenger RNA. Its product is annotated as actin-depolymerizing factor 7-like. The coding region runs from base 139 to 552 and encodes 137 amino acids. The transcript has 3 exons. Lineage: Eukaryota; Viridiplantae; Streptophyta; Magnoliopsida; Fabales; Fabaceae. Gene Ontology annotation, molecular function: actin filament binding. The record is from RefSeq and is a predicted model, not a curated record. Gene Ontology annotation, biological process: actin filament depolymerization. Gene Ontology annotation, cellular component: actin cytoskeleton; cytoplasm.
AAAAAAAGGAUCUUCAUACGUUAUUUUCUCUGCAUAGUUGUCAUCGAGUCUAUUGCUCCCAUUUUCCAUUCUCUAUUGCUCUCCUAGCUUUCUUUUCAUUCACAUUUCGCUGGGAGCUUCUUUCUCAUUGCUGACAAAAUGGCAAACGCAGUGUCCGGAAUGGCUGUGGAGGAUGAGUGCAAACUAAGGUUCCAGGAGCUUAAAGCAAAGAGAAGCUACCGUUUCAUUGUGUUCAAAAUUGAUGGACAGCAAGUGGUGGUUGAUAAAUUAGGGGACCCCGAAGAAAGUUAUGACGAUUUCAUGGCCAGUUUGCCAGAUAACGAGUGUCGUUAUGCAGUCUAUGAUUUUCAUUUCACAACAAAUGAGAAUUGCCAGAAAAGCAAGAUCUUUUUUUUUGCAUGGUCACCAGAUACCUCAAAGGUGAGGAUGAAGAUGGUGUAUGCAAGUUCCAAGGAUAGAUUCAAGAGAGAAUUGGAUGGCAUCCAAGUAGAAGUGCAAGCCACUGAUCCAAGUGAAAUGAGCUUGGACAUUGUGAAAGCGCGAGCCUACUAAUUAUGCUUCUCUUUUUGCUAUCUUAGCCCUUCUUCACUGUUAUGGAUUAAUUCCUAAUUGUUUGGCAACUUUGGAAGCCAUCUAUUUUUUGCUAUUAUAGUUUGGAUUCAACAACGACUGAUCCAAAAUGACAUUCACUGUCAUAACCAUUAUUCUUCCUUGUAUUCAAUCCUUGUUCAGUUUUUCUAGUGAUCUUGGGUUCUUGGUUUGUUUGAACUUUGA